AUGGCAAGGGACUUCAGACCAAAAGGCGCCAGGUCGUCCACGUCGACGGCUGGCCAAGCGGCUUCGGCCAAGUCAACGCCUGUCAAGAAGCCAACAAUCAGCGCACCAGCGCCAGCGCCAGCUUCUUCCAAGCCUACACCGAAGAAGACCCCCACGUCGUCCAACAGCAAGAAGACGAACGCAUAUGAUUCGGAUGACAGCGCUGACGAGGCCACCUUGAUGCGCGAGAUCGAGAGCUUCGGUGGCUCAAGAGAAGAUCUCGAGCUCAUCUCCAAAGCCAACGGAAAGAAAAAGUCGGACGUGGCCAUCGAUGAGGCCGCUUUCUCGGGAGAGGUUGCCGCCUUCCUCAAGCAACUUCAGUCGGAUCCCAACUCUUCCGAGCCUGCCAGCACUUCCACUCCAGCAAAGAAGACCAAGCAAGCCAAGGCCGAGGUAGAAGCGCCAAAGAAAACCGAAUCAAAGAAGAAGCAGAGCUCCGAGGCUGCGCUGCCCAUGGACAAGUCGACGCCCAAGGAAAAGGCAAACAAGCAAAGCGAGACAAAGACGCAGAAGCCAACAAAGCAAUCCAACCCACAGAAUCAAAUCGCUGACAGCACAACCGUACAGCGUAUGGGUAAGGGGAAGAAGAUGGUCUUUGAUGACGAGGGUGUUGGCAAGGAGACCAAACAUAAGCCUUCACUUACCGCCACUGGCCCUUUGCGAUUGCAAGCCGUGCCGCAGUGGAUGUCGCAGGCUUUGCCCAAGCUUCCCUCUAGCAAUGCCGAUAGCAACUCGCUCUCUCACGACCGCAUCACACAGCUUCUCGACCUGGGUGCCGAUCUAUUGCGCCAAGAGAGCCGCGCCUACGACGAUAUCACCAGCAGCGAGACUUCGCUCAACAGGGCCGGUGGUAGCAUCGGCACCCUCACCGCUUCCGACGCCCAAUUCGUGCGUUCGCUGCUGUCGUCCGAAGGCGGUGGAACGCUCUCGGAUCGAAUCUCAGCGCUGACUCUGUUGGUGCAAAGCAGUCCUGUACACAACGUCAAGCACAUGGACAACCUGCUCAACAUGACACGCAAGAAGAGCCGCGAGGAGGCAAGCCGUGCCACACGUGCUCUUGCGGAUUGGCUGGCCAGCGAAGGCGGCCUCGGCUCACGCAAGCUGCGCUACUUCCGAGACCAGCCUCAGCUUGCGGCCGCUUCGGCAGCCCUCGCCUCGGCAGAUCUCGUCGCGGUCGAGGCAGCCAAGUCUCACUUGUUGCUGUGGGCGUUCGAAGACCACCUGAAGAAGUUCUACUUUCACUUCCUCCAGGUCCUCGAGGUGCAGUCGCACGAUACCAUCCCCUUUACGAGAAAGCAGGCCACUACGCAAACCUUCAUCCUGCUUCGUGACAAGCCCGAGCAGGAGCAGAACUUGCUCCGUCUGCUCGUCAACAAGCUCGGUGAUCCCGAUCGAAGCGUCGCCGCCAAGACGAGCAACCACCUUCUCGAGCUUCUUACCGCCCACCCCGCCAUGAAGUUCAUCGUGGUUCGCGAGAUUGCCAACCUCAUCAUGCGUCCGACGCCCGUAGCAGCUGCCAACGACAACGACGACGACGAGGCGGCCAAGACGAGCAAUCACAGCACGCACGCGCGCUACUACGGUCUUCUCACGCUCAACCAGACCGUCUUGACCGUCAAGGAUGAAGCGACUGCCAACCACCUCAUCUUGCUCUACUUUGAGCUCUUUGAAGGCAUCCUCAAGCAGAAUGAGGUCAAGGAGGCCAAAGGGAUCGUCGAGGGUCAAGAGGCUGACGAGGCACCCAAGAAGAAGGACAAGAAGCGCUGGAAGGAUCAGCCGCGGAGGGGCAAGGGUAAAGGCAAAGGCAAGGGCAAGAGCAAGCAGGCCGCUUCUGCCAAGCCGGAGGAGCCCAAGCUAGUCAAGGAUGCCGAGUCCAAGAUGGUCGUUGCCGUGCUCGCCGGUGUUCGUCGUGCGUUCCCGUUCGCCAAGUUGGAAGCCUCCGUGUUCGAAAAGCACGUCAACACGCUGUUCAAGAUCCUCCACUCUGGUUCGUUCAACAUCAGCAUCCAGGCUCUGCAACUCAUCUUCCAGCUUACCAUCUCGAACCCGCACCAAGAGUCGUCCGCCGUGCUCACCUCUGCGGCCAUCACGGACCGCUUCUACCGGGUGCUGUACGAUUCGCUGCUCGACCCGCGGCUCGAGUCGUCGAGCAAGCAGGCCAUGUACCUCAACCUCAUCUUCCAGGCGCUCAAGGCGGAUGCGGAGCAGGAGCGCGUCAAGGCGUUCGUCAAGCGUAUCUGUCAGGUCAUGUCGUUGCACCAGCCGUCGUUUGUUUGUGGGUGUUUGCAUUUGCUGGGCGAGUUGUUCCGACGUACACCUGGGUUGCGUGCGAUGCUUACCGAGGCGGAGGAGGAUGACGAGGAGGAGCAUUUCCGAGAUGUGGCUUCGAGCGAUGACGAGGAGGCGGAUGGGAAGCUCGCCGGGAAGGCAGCCUCUGGAAGGGAUGCAUCGACAAAGUACGAUGGCAGGAAACGAGAGCCACGAUUCGCGCACGCCGGCUCCACCUGUCUAUGGGAUCUUCUCCCGCUCAUCUCGCACUUCCACCCAUCGGUCUCGGUCCACGCUCUGCAACUCCUGCAAGGCGGCAAGAUCUCCACGAAUGCCGACUUGAGCCUGAACACGCUCUCGCACUUUUUGGAUCGGUUCGUGUACCGAAACCCGAAGCAGAAAUCCUCGCUCCGUGGAGCCAGCGCCAUGCAGCCCCAAGCGCAAGUUGCAGGAAGUGGGGUUACGCGAUCACGCACGCACGCUCUGAACGAAGACGAGUUCUUCAACACGGAAGCGUUCUGGAAGAAGAGGGCGGAGACGAUCCCUGCGGAUCAAAUGUUCUUCCACAAGUUUUUCAACUUGAAGUCGAUGCAGCCUUCGAGCAGUCGUGUCCACACCGCUGACGAAGAGGAUGCACUGGCAGGAUCGGGUGAUGAGGAGGUGAUCGCACCGAAAGAGGACGAUGAGGAGAGCGCGGAAUCGAGCUUGGACAGCGACGACGAUGCGGACGAGAAGGAGAUCUGGAAGGUGAUGAAGGCCACCAUGCCCGGUAAGGAGGAGUUGGAGGGGCUCGACGACAGCGAUGAAGGCGAGGAUGAUGAGUUUGACUAUGUCGACAGCGAUGAUGAUGCGCAAGGGGAAGGAGAAGGAGAGAGCGACGAUGAUGGACCUAACGUCAUCCCUGGAAUGACCUUCUCCGACGAUUCCGACUCAGCGGAAGAAGCAGUUGCUGGCGAAGCAGACUGGAAAGACGACGAUUCGGACACCGGCAAUGUUUUCGACGAAGACGACGACGACCUCUUGCCGUUUACCGACUUCAACUCGAAGAAGCGCAGUGCCGCGUCGUCCGACUCGGAAGAAGACGACGACGAUGCUGCUGACACAAAGAGGAGCCGUAAAGCGAAGGACAAGAAGAAGCGGAAAAAGUCGAUGGCGAACCUGCCUACGUUUGCGAGUGCCGAGGACUACGCGCACUUGCUCGGAGGGGAUGAUGAUGACGAGGAAGAGGACAUGUAG
Molecule: messenger RNA, 3543 nt
Organism: Pseudozyma hubeiensis SY62
Lineage: Eukaryota; Fungi; Basidiomycota; Ustilaginomycetes; Ustilaginales; Ustilaginaceae
Exons: 1
Coding region: 1-3543 (1180 amino acids)
Cellular component (GO): nucleus
Source: RefSeq, a predicted model, not a curated record